Messenger RNA from Drosophila hydei, 1294 nucleotides. RefSeq lists its product as uncharacterized. The transcript is spliced from 5 exons. The record is from RefSeq and is a predicted model, not a curated record. Bases 78 to 1163 code for a protein of 361 amino acids. Lineage: Eukaryota; Metazoa; Arthropoda; Insecta; Diptera; Drosophilidae.
UUUUGUGCCCAAGUGAAUUAGUGUUGAAUUUUCGGCCGAGGGCCCUUAAAACCCCAAGCCAGCGUUAAGCGGGAGCCAUGAGGAUCCAGCGGCAUUUUGUGUUGGGUUUGCUCGGCGUGCUCUCUGUUGUCAGCAGGGGCAGCUAUGCCAAAGCUGUCGGCGAUCAACAGACAGCCGAGACCCAGGUGAGCAGCAAGAGCGUCGCUCAGCAGCGUAUCGGCCACGACUUCGGCCUGGGUCUCGACCUCGGCAUUGGCGAGCACGAUGUGCACGAGGAGCACAUACACGAGCACCACGAGCACCAUGAGCAUCACGAUCCCGGCUAUUGGAAGAAAAAAGUCACGUGGAAGGAGGGCUGGAAGAAGAUAUGGAAUCCAGCCAAGAAGCAAAUCUGGAAUCCAUCGUGGAAAAAGAUCUAUAAGCCGCACUGGGUUAAGGUUCCAGGCUGGAAAGAGAUUCAAGUGCCCGCAUGGAAACAAAUAUGGGUGCCGCAUUGGAAAGAGAUUUUAGUGCCCGCUUGGAAGGAUAUUCAGGUUCCCGACUGGAAGCAAUACUGGACACCGGAACUAGUCAAGGUUGGCAUUCCCGGAGAGAAAUAUUUGGGUAAGGAUCAUGAGGGCUGGGAGUACACCAGCCACGAUCUGUGGAAGAAGAGGGUUGUGUGGAAGUCACACUGGAAAAAGAUCUGGAAGCCAGCCAAAAAGCAAAUUUGGGUGCCAGAAAAGAAACUGGAAUGGAAGGAGGCCUGGAAGCAGUACUGGAAGCCUGGCAAGAAGCAAAUCUGGAACGACAAACUGGAGUGGAAAGAGGCAUGGAAGCAAAUCUGGGUGCCCGGCUGGAAGGAAAUUUGGGUGCCUGGCUGGAAGAAAAUCUGGAAACCCGUCGUAAUAUCCGAGUGGUUCCCCUCGCCCGAUCACCAUCACGAACACCAUCAUGACGUUGGCUGGGAUUGGGAUCGCAAAGACAAAGGUGCCACCAGUGAAAAGGACAAAGUCGUAUGGAAACGCGAUGACAGCAAUGCGUCAGCCGCAAAGCCAACGCAACUGAAGCCAGUGGUCAGCGCUGACUUUCAAGCCAAGACGCUCGAGGCAGCCAAAUCGCCAAUUGCCGCAGCCGCAGCUGCCGCCGCAACUACGCAGUCAUUCAAGUUUCCAGGCGCGUAGAGCGCCUAUGAAAAUAUGAUUAUAUAUAUAACAUUUAUAGAGACGUACAAAUGUACAACACCCGCCCAGUUCCGAGCUCCUUGUAAAUAGUUGCAAACCAGUCGCUAGCAUGUAAGGCCCACUUUUUCUUU